Molecule: messenger RNA, 1167 nt
Organism: Colius striatus (speckled mousebird)
Lineage: Eukaryota; Metazoa; Chordata; Aves; Coliiformes; Coliidae
Gene: GMNC
Product: geminin coiled-coil domain containing
Exons: 5
Coding region: 1-1167 (388 amino acids)
Biological process (GO): negative regulation of DNA replication; negative regulation of cell cycle
Cellular component (GO): nucleus
Source: RefSeq, a predicted model, not a curated record
AUGGCCGCGGGGUGGCGGGCGCGAGAUGAUGACGUCACCGGGGCGGCUCGCCUGGCCCAAUGGCGGGGCCCGGCGCUCCCGCGCCUUUGGGGCAGCCAAGAUGGCGGCAGCCUGGAGCGGCCCCGGGCCGAGGCCGCGCUGUUCGCGGCGGCUGCCGGGGCUGCUAGCACCGGCCGGCCGUGCCCGGAGCCGAGCUUCGCCGGGGACCCGGGCUGCGCCUGCCCCUGGUCCGCCCCCACUGCGGUUUCCAAGGAGACUUGGGCCGCCAUCUGCACCGCGGAGCCGCUGCCGAGCCGGGGCCGGCGGGAGGAGCGGCCGCCGGGGCAGUUCUGCAGCCCGCAGCCCGGUGCCCAGGACGCGGCGUGGCGAGGAGACCAGCUGUCCUCCCAGCUUUACCGAAACAAGCAGCUUCAAGAUACUUUGCUUCAGAAGGAAGAGGAACUUGCUAGGUUACAUGAAGAAAAUAAUAACCUCCGUCAAUACCUGAAUUCUGCCCUGAUUAAGUGUUUAGAAGAAAAAGCCAAGAAACUGCUAUCCUGCCAUGGCCAAAAAGACUGUGCUAUUCUCAAAAGUACCAAGAGGAGAUUAAAAGAAGACUACUGCUUUGUUCCUCAAGAAACUCCUCAUGCUUCCAAAGCUAGAAGGAACCUCUUUAAUGAAUUCACUGCCUGUGAAGAGCAAGCCAGCCCUGCUGUGGACAGCUGGGUCUUGCAGACUUUAGGAUUAAAAGAUGUCAACACCAUUGAUGAAACUUCAGCUAACUACAGUGCCCUGUCUUCAGACUUUGGAAAAGACACCUACUGCCUGAGCCCUGGUGAAGCAACAGACUAUGACAACAGUGAAGGAGUGGCAGCAGCAUAUAGCUGCAGCCACAUGCCCUCAGCUAACAGCAGUACCCAUCCAUGCAGUGAAAACUCUCCCUUCCUUCCUCAGUUUUCUUCAGCACCAUGUGUCUCACCAGUGCCAAGCACUUCCUCCCUCCCAACCUACGGGUUGCCUUAUUUGACUGGCGAUUUGUCACCCAACAAAACAGAAGUGGCCUUCACAACCUCUGUAAGUCCUCACCGCAAUGUGAGGACACACACCUUCCACCAAGGACAAGCCUUUGUGUGCAGGGAUGAUGACGGAGGGUGGAGAUUCACCUGGGUGCCCAAGCAGGCCGAGUAA